Molecule: messenger RNA, 1287 nt
Organism: Coregonus clupeaformis (lake whitefish)
Lineage: Eukaryota; Metazoa; Chordata; Actinopteri; Salmoniformes; Salmonidae
Product: insulin-like growth factor-binding protein 7
Exons: 5
Coding region: 27-857 (276 amino acids)
Biological process (GO): regulation of cell growth; regulation of signal transduction
Cellular component (GO): extracellular region
Molecular function (GO): insulin-like growth factor binding
Source: RefSeq, a predicted model, not a curated record
AGUGCUUUACACUGUAUGAGACAGCCAUGGCAAUACAGAACCACCACUGUAAACUCAGCAUCAACAUGUUGGUGCUUUUCGCCGUGGUCGUAUCGUUGUCACUUGCGUCCGCAUUUGCGGACCGUGUGCCGCGCACCUGUGGCACUUGCGAACCCAGCGUGUGCGACCCUCUUCCAGAGGAGGGCUGCAAGUCUGGCACGAUUUUUGACUCCUGUGGUUGUUGUUCACUUUGCGCGUCUGGAUCCGGGGAGCCAUGUGGGGGGCGCGGAGCCACAGCCAAGCGUUGCGCCUCUGGACUGGAGUGCGUAAAGAGCGACAAGGACAAAAAGACUAAGCUCGGCGUUUGCGCCUGCAAGACCAACUACGAAGUGUGUGGCUCGGAUGGGGUGACUUAUAAAACUGGUUGCGACUUGAAAGUUGCCAGCCUGAAAGCGGUGAGCGAGGAGAAGCCUGAAAUCAAGAUCCUGAAUAAAGGAAAAUGCUCAACAGCACCUGUCAUUGUCACAUCCCCUGGUGAGGUCUACAAUGUCACAGGCUCCCAGGUCUACCUGAGCUGCGAGGCCAUUGGAAUCCCCACCCCUGUGAUCACCUGGAAGAAGGUCACCAGCGGAAAACAGAGAAUGGAGCUGCUUCCAGGAGACAGAGACAACCUGGCCAUUCAGACCCGUGGAGGACCUGAGAAACAUGAGGUCACGGGCUGGGUCCUGAUCUCGCCGCUCACCAAGGAAGAGGAGGGUUCGUACGAGUGUCACGCUGUCAACGUCAAGGGAGAAGCCUCAGCGGUGGGCACCAUUCACGUGGUGGAGUCCAUCGAUGACAUCCCUGUCAAGAAAGUGGCCAAGGAUGAUGAGCUGUAAGGCGUCUCAGCACAGCAGGGACUCAGUGGUGGAGAGGAGGGAGCAGCCCCAAGCCCCCCAUCCUCGACUAUCCCACCGCUGACACAAGUAGACUUGCACACUGACUGAGAAAGAGGACCAACACCCAUUAUUAGCAUCACAGAGAUCAAUCAUAUUUAUAAUUGAUUUGCUAUUUGAUAACAAGUCACAGUUUUCAUAGUUAUAUUCAGUAUACUGUGUAUGCACAAACAUCAAAAUUGCAUCUCACGGCAUUGAAAGUUACCAUCGUAGACAUCCACAAGACACAUCUAGGCCUCUCACACACAUUAUUUCUUCUCAGUGGCAUCACACACAAGUCAUUCUUUAAUAUGUACAAGUAACUGCCAAAAUAAUUGAAACACUUGAGUAAAUGAGGGAUACAAAGUAUAUUGAAAGCAGGUGUGGUUCCUGA